UGUUUGAUGUGUGUGAGGCCACCACUACUGAACCAGCUGCUGCUUCACACAGAGAUUAAGAUAUAUGUGGAUAUAUAUUAUAUUAUUUUAUUGGCGUAAAAGCAUCAGAAGCUGAGUUCUCUCGCUCCAGCAGCAAAUAUGUUUGCUUAACUUGUCCGGCUUCCAGUUUGUCGUCUUGUUAGUUUUAUGUUUUUCUAUAACAGUAGGAUCACCCUACACAUGUUUUAUUCUCUGUAGAGGUUUUUUUUAACAGUACAGUUUUGAGUCUACUGUGUCAGGUUUUUGCUAAGCUAAGAGGUCAGAAGGUGUAGCCAUGAAGGAGGAGAUUGCUGCUGCAGUUUUCUUUGUUGCUCGGCUGGUGAAGAGGUAUGGUGGUGUGGAUAAUGAAGGCAGGGAGGGCUUUGCUGCGGCCCUCACCUCAGCUCUGUUUGAAAACUACAAGAACCACUGGCACCCCAACGCACCUACGAAGGGACAGGCCUACAGGUGUCUCCGUAUGAAUGUGCGGAUGCAUGACCCCGUGCUGCAACUGGCCUGUGAACGCAGCGCUGUCCGGCACCAGGACCUGGGCCUCCCUCAGGAGAUGACUGUGUGGGUCGACCCUGGAGAGGUGUCCUGCAGGUCAGGCAUGCUAAAAUCACUUGGUAGAUGAUUGGAAAGGCUUAAUAUAUAAGUUUUAAAUGAUUUAGUGUGCACCAAAAACUGUAGCUCUUCAGUGACUAAGUGGAGUCCAUUGGAAAAGCUUGAUACAGAAUCAGUUUAAAAUUAUUAGUUUGCACCAAAAACUGCAGCUUUUCACUGCCAAUUCUCAUUAGCUGGGUAAUUAUUACUUACUGUUUUACACUGCUGCUAGUCUUAUAACUACAGGGCUCUCGAGUUUUGAACAGAGUUCAGCGUGAGAUUUUGGCAGCGGUGUUUGGUACUCC
This is a messenger RNA of Notothenia coriiceps (black rockcod), 926 nucleotides long. RefSeq names its product protein BTG4-like. The record is from RefSeq and is a predicted model, not a curated record. Gene Ontology annotation, cellular component: cytoplasm; nucleus. NCBI's taxonomy places the organism in Eukaryota, Metazoa, Chordata, Actinopteri, Perciformes, Nototheniidae. Bases 314 to 652 code for a protein of 112 amino acids. The transcript has 2 exons.